Cimex lectularius (bed bug) is the source of this 835-nucleotide messenger RNA. RefSeq lists its product as uncharacterized. Lineage: Eukaryota; Metazoa; Arthropoda; Insecta; Hemiptera; Cimicidae. The coding region runs from base 133 to 813 and encodes 226 amino acids. The record is from RefSeq and is a predicted model, not a curated record. The transcript is spliced from 3 exons.
UUCCCCAUAAAAUUUAAAUAGCAAUGCAAAGAACACAUGAUGUAGGUCAAGUUUUAAAAAAAAUUAAUGUGAUUUUUCAAGGAAGCCUUUUGAAAAUUUAUUUUAAUUAGCUGAAAUUCCAAAUUUAUCAGGAUGUCGAAUUACCGAUUUUAUAAGUGGGCUAGGGUAGUUCCGAUAAAACACAGGGAUAAUCUAGUUUCUUCUCAGUUUUCCGAUUCACCAAGGUUCAUUGCUUCGUAUGAAAAUGAUGAGAAAGUUAAUAUGUUUUCGCUCAUGUCUCACGAGUAUGCAAAGCAGUGGAGAGAAGAGAAAGAUGCAACAAACAGAGUUGUACUUGAAACUCAGGACAGCGAUUUUCUAAUGAGGCGAUACGUCAUAAGGGGUUAUCUUAACAGGAGGAAAGUACUUCAAACAAAACCAAGAUUUAUAAUGAAACAGUUUCAGAACAUCCCUGCAAAAGUGAAGAUGGCGAGUUCGACCAAAUUAAAGAACAAAAUGGAAGAUACUUCGCAAAUAAAUGAGACUGCUGGGUCAGAAGGAGUGACUGGAACGUGUUCUGAAAUUGGCGAUUUGACGAAAGACGACAGUGUCAAAGCCAUAGCAUCAGGAACAGACAUGAAUGAAGAAGCAGGAGACCAACAAGAUGCUGAAAACAAAGAUGAAGAGUGUAAAAAAUUAUUUGUCAUCUGCCAAAACUGCAGUAAAACUAUUAAAGGAAAGGAAAGCACUGAACUGAAUAAAACAGAGCCCAUGGUUGAGAAAGGUGUCAAAAGGUGUGAAAUGCGAUUGAAAAAUAAAGAAAAAACUAUGUAAAUAAAAAACUUUAAGAAAGAAA